Lachancea mirantina is the source of this 1347-nucleotide messenger RNA. Lineage: Eukaryota; Fungi; Ascomycota; Saccharomycetes; Saccharomycetales; Saccharomycetaceae. The record is from the annotation of a GenBank genome assembly.
AUGUUUGAAUGGAUUCCUGGAUGGCUUUGGUGGCUGUUGACGCUUUAUGCAUGCAUACCUUUAGUCUGUUACGUGAUAUUUCCGUACCUUGCAUACGGAAACAGAAGCACGAGAAAGCGGGUCAUUAUUUGUGUUUUGGGGGAUUUGGGCCAUUCCCCGAGAAUGUGCUACCAUGCACGCAGUUUCAGCAGUUCAGGUUGGCAAGUGGAAUUGUGCGGACUAGUUGAAGAGAUGCCACCGGCUGACAUAAUCGAUGAUCCCAGAAUCACGAUCCAUCAAUUGAGAACGUGGAUUCCGGAUGGGAAGCCACGAACUUUUGCUGUCGUUGCCAUGUUGAAAGUAAUAUCUCAGAUCGGUUCGAUUUUGAAGACUUUGUGGGAACUGCGUGGAAGUGACUAUAUGGUGGUUCAAAACCCACCAAGUAUACCAAUUUUACCUAUUGCUGCAGUUUACAGCCUCGUUUCGGGCUGUAAGCUGAUAGUAGACUGGCACAAUUUAGGAUACACGAUAUUGGAGUUGAAACUGGGUUCCAGUUGGCACCCGCUUGUCGUCAUAGUUUUCCUCGUCGAAUGGUUUUUCGCCAAAUGGGCACAUGCUCACCUCACGGUCACAAAGGCGAUGGAAAAGUUUCUGGUCGGGAAAUUUGGAGUUUCUAAAAAACGUAUAGCAGUUCUUUGUGAUCGUCCGGCAAGACAAUUCAGACCUCUGGAGAAGCCACGAGCUGUCGCUCUACAACAACCUUUCGUCCACAAAUAUUUGCCCAAGGGAUUUGAUGCCAGCUCGGGUGAUCAAAUAAUUGUGACAUCUACUUCAUUUACUCCAGAUGAGGAUCUCUCUGUUCUCAUCGGGGCUCUCAAAAUUUACGAGAACUCUUAUAAAAAGUUCGAUGCCAGUUUACCUCGCAUUCUUUGCUUUAUUACAGGUAAGGGGCCUUUGAAAUCGAAGUACGAGCAUGCUGUAAAGCGAGAGAAAUGGGAUCGAGUGACCAUUGAGUUUGUGUGGCUCACCACUGAGGAUUAUCCAAAACUUUUGCAGCUGUGUGACUUUGGCGUAUCGCUUCACACCUCCAGUUCCGGGCUCGAUCUACCUAUGAAAAUCUUAGAUAUGUUUGGAUCGGCCAUCCCGGUGGUUGCUUAUAAUUAUCCGGUCUUGGAUGAAUUGGUGGCCCAUAAUAGGAAUGGAUUAAAAUUUAUGGAUAGAAGAGAAUUGCAUGAAGCUCUCAUUUUUAUGGUCAAAGAUAAAAAUGUGAGGGAAGUUUUGAAGGAUGGAGCUAGAAAGGAAUCUGCCAAUAGGUGGGAACAGUCUUGGGAGACUGCUAUGCAUAGACUUAAAGUGGUUUCAAAUUAA